Frankliniella occidentalis (western flower thrips) is the source of this 2099-nucleotide messenger RNA. Its product is annotated as juvenile hormone esterase-like. Lineage: Eukaryota; Metazoa; Arthropoda; Insecta; Thysanoptera; Thripidae. The transcript has 12 exons. The coding region runs from base 134 to 2023 and encodes 629 amino acids. The record is from RefSeq and is a predicted model, not a curated record.
GACGUUUUCACGCGGCCGGCUUCUAUCGAGGCGUCGUUGCUGUGAUAAUGCUAUAUGGUCUCUGCUAUCUCAGCGCGGCGGAGGUAGAGCAGAAUCGGGCGGUGCUGACCAUCGCGCAAGUCGCGCUGCAAACAUGGCGAGCGUGUCGCGGAUAGCCAUCCUGCUCUCGGCGCUGGUCAUCUUCCUCGUCCUGGUGGGCGUGUUCUUUGGGGUCUACCUCAACAACAAUGGCAGCAGCAGCUCCACGACGCCCAGCCCAACGACGCCCAGCCCUACUACUCACAGCCCUAAUACACCUAGCCCCAGCCCGUCUGCGCCACCAGUCACAGCCACCAUCGUGGACUGCGGCGUCGUGGAGGGCGAAUGGGUCGAAUCCGCCGCCGGUGGCUCGUACGCAGCCUUCAGGGGCGUACCGUACGCGGAACCACCACGCGGCGAGCUUAGGUUCAAGGGACCUCGCCCGCCCGCAAAAUGGGAUGGCAUCCGCUCGGCCAAAGAGGAGGGCAACACCUGUUUCCAGUCCGGCUCCGUUGGCUCCGAAGACUGUCUGUACCUGAACGUGUACACGCCCAAGCUACCGAGCAACAGCGACCCGUCACCAGCACUGCCUGUCUACGUCUUUAUCCACGGCGGGGUAUUCCAGUACGGCAGUGGGUCGGCGCAGGGCCUGGGACCAGACUUUCUGGUGGCUCAGGACAUUAUCGUCGUCACCAUGAACUACCGCCUUGGUGUUUUGGGUUACUUGAGCUUGGACACCGAGGAGGUUCCUGGUAACCUAGGGCUGAAGGACGCCCUUUACGCCCUGAAAUGGGUCAACAAAAAUAUCGCAGCCUUCGGCGGCGACCCGAGCAAAGUGACACUCGGCGGCCAAUCCUCGGGUGGCGUCAGCGCUAGCUGGCUGUCGAUCCUGCCGGCCACCAAAGGGUUGAUACGAUCGGCCAUCACCCAGAGCGGGACUGCCGUGUCGAGCUGGGGGCUCAACCUCAGGAACGUCGAGUACGCCCAGGCCAUCUACAAGCAAAUCACAGGAAAGGACACGAAAGAUUUGACCGACAUUGCAAAACUAGUAUACUCCGCCAACCUCAAAGAGUUGUACGAUGCGGCGCAGGCUGCCACACUCCAGCUGCAGGCUAACAAGGGACUCGGGACGGACAUUAGUUUCUUCUACUUGCCAACUCUCGAAUUACGACCGGACGGUGCGGAAGACAAGUUGAUAACGAAGGAUCCAGAGAGUUACAUGAUUCUGAAGGAAGCAAACGACAUUCCGACAAUUCUAGGCGAAACAAAAAGGGAAUGGGCCUUGUUUCUCCAAACUCUUGAUUUGUACAAAGACGACAAGGUUUUGAAGAGUGCCAUACAAGAUUUAAUUACGCUGGUACCCAAUACAAUAAUCCCAGGAACUCAAACGCAACAAAGUCUUCAAAUAACGGACGAAGUAGAAAAACUGAUAAAAAAUGACGAAACUAAAUACGUUCAAAAUAUUAAGGAUCACUAUUUUUUACAAAACACCGAUGCAGAGUGCAGCCCGUACGGGGAUUUAUGCAAAAUGGGAAAGUAUUUAGACCACGUGUACAUCAUGGCUGACACAGACCACUUCCUAAGGCUGAGGGCAAUGUACGUGAAAUCACAGACUUACUCCUACGUCUUCAAUUUGAAAUCUGACUACAACGGUGACUAUUCUUCAUUCCCCGUCUAUCUAAAAGAUGUCGUAUAUCAUGGAAAUGACAUGAACUACGUGUGGAAGCUUUCGACUAUAAAACAAGACUACAAUGGCAACGGAAUAGCGUCUAAAGCUCUGCGGAGACAAGUCACACUACUGGCCAACUUUAUAAAAACAGGUAACCCAACACCCGAGAAGAGCGAGCUCAUAACGGAGUUAUGGCUUCCUGUCAACAGCGGGGAAGAAGAGCAGUAUCUGGAAAUAACAGAGAAUCUCACCAUGCAGAAAGGCAGCAUGUCUGGACAAGACGGAAAGUUCUGGCAAGAGAUAUUCUCCCAUUUCCGUGUAGACAAAAGUCCAUAAACUUCAACAAGUAUUUGUGUGUCUUUUUUACUCUCAACGAACCUCAGUUCUUAAGAAAACUUAAUUUAUUCUUGCA